Messenger RNA from Lampris incognitus (smalleye Pacific opah), 4273 nucleotides. RefSeq names its product RAB3 GTPase activating protein subunit 1 (gene rab3gap1). NCBI's taxonomy places the organism in Eukaryota, Metazoa, Chordata, Actinopteri, Lampriformes, Lampridae. The record is from RefSeq and is a predicted model, not a curated record. Gene Ontology annotation, biological process: positive regulation of GTPase activity. The transcript has 24 exons. The coding region runs from base 23 to 3007 and encodes 994 amino acids. Gene Ontology annotation, molecular function: GTPase activator activity.
ACGAAAAAGUAAACAGGACUUAAUGAUGGCUGCGGACAGCGAUCCCGAGUCGGAAGUGUUUGAGAUCACGGAUUUCACCACCGCCUCGGAGUGGGAGAGGUUUGUGUCUAGAGUUGAAGAAGUGUUAAAUGACUGGAAGCUGAUCGGGAGCUUUGCGGGCAAGUCGUCCCCAGAGAAGGGUGAAUACACCAGUGGCACCUGGGAAGAAAAGUCUCAGGAAAUUAACUUUGCUGACUUCAAGUUCUCCAUAACUCACCACUACCUGAAGCAAGAGUCUGAUGAAAAUGAAGGGAAGGAGGAGCCUGAGGAAGAUGCCUUUCCUUUGGCUAUGCAGGACCUUCUGUGUAUGAACAAUGACUUCCCUUCGCGGGCCCACUGUGUGGUCAGAUGGUAUGGCAUACGGGAGUUUGUCGUCAUCUCACCUGGAGCUAACUGUGAGGCCAUCAUUAGUGAGUCCAAGUGCAACCUGCUUCUCAGCUCCAUUUCCAUUGCUGUUGCCAACAGCGGCUGCCAGGUGCCGAUGUUUGUGCAAAUCCAGCAGAAGUGGAGGCGGAUGUACGCAGGGGAGUGCCAGGGCCCCGGUGUGCGUACGGACUUUGAGAUGGUCCACCUCCGCAAGGUGCCCAGCCAAUACAACCACCUGUCUGGCCUCCUCGACAUCUUUAAAUCUAAGAUAGGCUGUCCCUUGACCCCUCUGCCCCCCAUCAACAUUGCCAUCCGCUUCACUUAUGUCCUUCAGGACUGGCAGCAGUACUCCUGGCCGCAGCAGCCUCCAGACUUUGACGCUCUUCUUGGAGGUGAGGUGGGAGGGGUAGAGUUUGGGAAGCUGCCAUUCGGAGCCUGCGAGGAUCCAAUCAGUGAGCUUCACCUUGCCACCACGUGGCCACAUCUGACGGAGGGCAUUGUCGUGGAUAAUGACGUCUACUCUGACCUGGACCCUCUCCAAGCCCCUCACUGGUCAGUCCGAGUCAGGAAAGCUGAAAAUCCCCAGUGCUUAUUGGGAGACUUCCUGAAUGAAUUUUUUAAACUGUGCUAUAGGAAAGAAUCAACUGAAGAGAUUCUUGGACGAGGACCAUCUGAGGAUGAGGGCAAAGAAAACAGUGACAUCAGCGCCGCUCUUUCCAAGCUGACGGAGCCGGCAGCGGUGCCCAUCCCAAAGCUGUCGGUCUCUAACAUGGUGCACAGCGCGCGCAAGCGUAUCCGACGCCACCGCCGUGUUGACGAAUCACCUCUCAGCAGUGACAUGCUCAACUCCAUCCUUCUGUAUCUCUUCCCAGAUGCUGCAGUGGAGAAGUCUUCUGAGAAUAGCGACAGCAAGACUCCACAGAUGAACACUAAUGGGAGAGGCGAGCAAGAUAAAGACUCUGACUAUAACCUGUUCAACCAGCUGAAGUCUGCUCCCAGUGACAGUCUGACCCACCGUCUGGCCCUGUGUGUGUGUCUGGUCAACUUCUACCAUGGAGGGGUGAGGGCCGUGGUCCAUCUUUGGCAGGAGUUUGUCCUGGAAAUGCGCUACCGUUGGGAGAACAACUACCUUAUCUACGGACUGGCAGGCGGCCCUCCUGACCUCCGCUGCUGUCUCCUACAUCAGAAACUCCAGAUGCUCAAUUGCUGCAUAGAGAGGAAGAGAGCAAGGGACGAGGCACGUAAAGCAGGGGAGGGCGGCAAGGAGAGGGAGCGCAAGGUGUCUGGUGGCUGCGAGAACGGCCGUCUGGGCCGUGAGGGCCCAGCCACGUCCGAGUCCACCAGGGAGGUGUCGCCGGGGAAAUCGUGGGACUCGUGGAGCGACAGCGAAGACGAGUUCUUCGAGUGCCUGAGCGACCAGGAGGAGAUGAAGGAGGCCCCACCAGCAGAUGGGGAAAAGGGUGGAGCCAAAGAUGUCAGUAGGGCUAAACCGGAGGGCAGGCUCCACCACCAUGGUGAGAUGACCCUGCUGAACUCCACAGAGCCUCUCUACAUCCCUGUCACACAGGAGCCUGCUCCCAUGACAGAGGAUCUCCUUGAGGAGCAGUCAGAGGUUCUGGCCAAACUGGGUACGUCUGCUGAGGGAGCCCACCUCCGCGCCCGCAUGCAGAGCGCCUGUCUGCUCUCAGACAUGGAAUCCUUUAAGGCAGCCAACCCCGGCUGUCUUCUAGAGGACUUUGUGCGCUGGUACUCGCCCAGGGACUACGUAGAGGAGGAGGCGGUGGAUGAGAAGGGCAACACGGUGCUGAGGGGUGAGCUCAGUGCAAGGAUGAAGAUCCCAGGAAACAUGUGGGUGGAGGCCUGGGAGACAGCCAGGUCCACGCCUGCCCGUCGCCAGAGGAGGCUGUUUGACGACACCAAGGAGGCUGAGAAGGUUCUGCACUACCUGGUGGUUCAGAAGCCAGCAGACCUGACCCGCCAUCUCCUGGCCUGCAUACUCCAUGCUGCUAUUCUGAAGCUGAAGGAGGAGGAGUCAGUGGAAGACAUUCCGUCGGUGAAGAAGGCCAUCCAGCAGGCUACGUCUCAUGCCAGCAAGCUGCUGCGCCACCCAAGCCCAGACUACAAGAAGCUGGAGGAUAUCAUUAACCAGCUGAUGGCUGUGGAGACGAUCAUCGCCCGCGCCCGCUCACUUAAAGCUAAAUUUGGUAUUGGCAAGGGCGAGAGGGCAGAGGAUACAGAAGACCUUGAGAAGUUCGUCAGCUCCUUGCUGGAGGAACCGGAGGUAGCAGUGAUAGGGGCUGGCCGCGGGCCGGCUGGCACCAUCAUCCACAAGCUGUUUGUCAGCGCUCAGAGGGCCGCCCUGCUGGCACCGCUGGAUGAAGAUUUGGGACGUGUGGGCGGAGCCGAGGACAGAAAACCGAUGGGAGGAGGCAUCAACCUGCCGGAUUUCCCCCCUCCAGCGGGGCGGGAGAUCCUGCUGCGCACUUGCGUCCCGCGGCCCGCGCCGUACUCCAAGGCCUUGCCCCAACGACUCUUCUGUGUGCUGAUGAGGGAGGAGUUCCGCCUGGCCGGGGCAUUUUCCUCAGACACCUCCUUUUUCUGAGACCCUCGAUCCACACACACACACACACACACUCACACACACGCACACAUCCCCUCCUCCCUCCUCCUCUGAGCUUGAAGGUGGGAAUGGCUGAAUGUGGGUAUGGGUGGUUAGGUGGCCGCCAGCCACGUGAGCAGCAGCAGUGGAGUUUAUCCGUUGUAGGUGGAGCCAUGGCUCUUCCACAGUCGGAAGCUGUGAACGACUCGGUUGUUGUUAUGUCGUUUUGACUGAGAAAUCUCCACCACGCAACAGCCUCGACCCACCUCAAGGUUGGCACUUGCCGGAAAGAGAAAAAAGACCAGAGACUAUAUGAUAAAUUGUGUUUUGUUUUGUUUUUUAAUCUCGUUUCUGAGGAUGAGAAAAAGAUUUAGUGGGUGUCAUCAUCCAUCUGCAGCAGCGUUGUCAGGACCCGAGCGUUUGACAUUUACUUGCAUCUAAACUUUUCACACAUCUCACAGAAAAUGUCUUUCCUUUUCUAGUUUACCUGUGUAUAUUUCCUAUGUCAAAACGACUUGUCUUGUAACUUAAUUUCGGCCCUUUCGUUGAUCUCUUUGUAUUCGCAGGGUAGACAGCGAUCAUUUCAGUACUGGCCAACACUUCAUAUACCCGAUGAAAUUGUACCCUUUUUCUGUUGUUCUGCUUUAAAAUUCCUGCACUUUAAAACCCGGGAAAUAUGAAACCGUGAGAAAUAACCAUGGCUUAAUGAAGAACAUACAACUGGAGUCCAUCACCAGAGUGAUAUUAACAUGUCAUAAUGCCAUUUAGCGAAUUCCCGUGCCAACCCAUUAUGUCGUAAGUGGGCUUUGCGGAUGCCCUGUUGUCGCUUGAGUGAUGGCAUUUGUUCGCUUGUUUCUUCCGGUGUUUGAUCGGCUCACGUACUCAUGCUCACCACACUUAUGCAGUCUUAAGUAACCAAAACUAGCAAGCAUUUUGCACAGGGGUGCUUGUUGAUGAAUAAAUACAAUCACCAAAUCUGUCCCGGUCCACAGAAAUGUUUAGAUUCCUAGUCAAAAGUGCAAUUACAUACUCAGUAUUGUAAAAAUGUAGCCUUACUAUAGCAGCAGUAAACCAGUGUCACUGAAAUUGUGCUUUCUAUGAGAUGUAAUUUUUUUCAAGUGCUAUUAAUUGCUAAUUGAGUCAGUCAUUGCAGGCAUUUUUGUCUUUGUUUGACUAAGGGAUGGGUGUGAUCUAUGGAAUUGGCUUCAGUCUGUAUAUGUUAAAUGUCGGUCCUAAAUGUCUUUGUUUAGUAUGGUUACAUGGGUAAUA